This is a messenger RNA of Arachis stenosperma, 1032 nucleotides long. Its product is annotated as flocculation protein FLO11-like. The coding region runs from base 1 to 1032 and encodes 343 amino acids. The transcript has a single exon. The record is from RefSeq and is a predicted model, not a curated record. NCBI's taxonomy places the organism in Eukaryota, Viridiplantae, Streptophyta, Magnoliopsida, Fabales, Fabaceae.
AUGGAUUCUGGGAAUAGUGGAAGUAUCUCCUCUAGUGGCGAUGACGAAUAUGACGAUGAUUCACGUUCGCAUUCACUCUUCCUCAAUCCAAAUCAAAAUCCCCCAGAUGCAAACUUCUUUUCUGCUUCUUCCUCUUCUGCUAUUAAUCUUCUUCCUUCUUCUUCCACUACCUUCCCUCCACAAUAUUCAUUCAUAAAUUUGGAUACUAAUCAUUCUUCUUCUUCUUCCUCCUCCUCACAAAGAUUAUUAUCCAUUCAACCACCCCCAACCCUACCUUCUUCUUCAUCUUCCUCCUUAUUUCUUCAACCUGCACCACCACCGCCACCACCACCAACAACAACUACUAUCGGUGUUGCUCAUCAUCGGAACGCUAACACUAAGAAGAGAAGCAGAGCUUCAAGGCGAGCGCCAACCACCGUUCUCACCACCGACACAACCAACUUCAGAUCCAUGGUUCAGGAAUUCACCGGCAUCCCUUCUCCGCCCUUCUCCUCCGCCUUCUCUCGCCGCCUCGACCUUCUUGCAACCUCCGCUUCCCUCCGCUCAUCAUCAGGAGUCAUCCCUCACAUGGACUUCCACCCUCUAACACGCACCUUCGCACAAAGCCAAAGCCCAAGCCCAAGCCCAAACCCAAACCCGCUAUUAUUCCAUCAUCACAAUCACACUAGCAGCAUGCUUGAUGCUAUGGCUUCCACUACCACCGCCUCCAACAACCCCCUUAACUUCCAUCUACCCCCUGAUCUUGCUUUACCCUAUCACCACAUGAAUCUAACCAUGCAAAACAACAACCCUACCACCACUACUACCACUCCUUUCAACAAUGUUCCUGCAGCGUUUGCUCCUAAGUCUCAACCAAGUCUAUCCAUGGCGGCAUCCCUUCAUGAGGAUCUUCAUCAGCCUCCGAACAAUAAUAACAAUAAUGCGCAACUGAUGCUACCACCGGAUCAAGAACAUGUAGCUUCUGAUGAGGGUCUCCCAAGCCAUGAUGGUAGAAUAAUUAGGUCUUUACAUGGAAAUAAGGUAGCUUAUUAG